Molecule: messenger RNA, 5080 nt
Organism: Bubalus bubalis (water buffalo)
Lineage: Eukaryota; Metazoa; Chordata; Mammalia; Artiodactyla; Bovidae
Gene: HRH2
Product: histamine receptor H2
Exons: 5
Coding region: 1260-2519 (419 amino acids)
Biological process (GO): positive regulation of vasoconstriction; G protein-coupled receptor signaling pathway, coupled to cyclic nucleotide second messenger; chemical synaptic transmission
Cellular component (GO): membrane; dendrite
Molecular function (GO): neurotransmitter receptor activity; G protein-coupled serotonin receptor activity; histamine receptor activity
Source: RefSeq, a predicted model, not a curated record
UUCUCCAGCAGAUCUUCCCAACCCAGGAAUCGAACCGACGUCUCCUGCACUGCAGGCGGAUUUUUGACCAGCUGAGCUACCAGAGAAGCCUGUGGCUCCUUACACUCGCCCUUUAUAGAACUGUCAACAUACUGCAGUUGGAUCAGCAGCUCUGCUAUGAGUUACUUCAUGUUUGCUCCCCCCCAACCACCACACUGUCACAGAAGCUCCAAGAUUUGUCUCCCAUGUUCACCACUGUCCCCUGGCACCCAGCACAGUGUCUGCCCUCGGAUCCAUUCCCUACAUAUAUAGAGCAUGUGUGAAUGCAGUUUCCUGGCUAUGGGGCUUUUGACAAUAAUAAAAGUCACAGGAGAGGACUGAGCAGGGUCAUGGUGUUCCAGAUUCCACCCACCACAGCGCAUUCCUAGGGAGACACACUUUGAUGAGAAAUCACCAAGGACCACAUCCAGAGGAGAAUUUUCCAAGGGCCCUGGAAACUCAGAUUUCUACCCAGUGGAAAGUUAAAGAACCUCUCUCUCCUGUGCACCCCAGAAAUCACAAGCCUCUACCAGAGACCCCAGGAGACUGCUGCUGGCUGUUCUCUGGAAAACCAGGAUCCGCUUGAAAGAAAGCGUCCAGGAAUCAAGCAGGGCCUUAGCUUGUUUUGCAUGGAUCAAAAUCAUAGAAUAUCACCACCAAGAAGGAAUUUAACCUGAUACUUAACCAAAAGAAGCAUGGCGUGUGCAGCUCACGCUCUCCAGUGGACCCUAGAGGGCAAGGCAGCCAUGCCGGACCCCCAUCACGUGGAUGGGGGCAGCUGUCCGUCAUGGAGAAGGCUUCGGCCAUAGCUCCACAUGAAACCUCCCCAAUAAAACCAAAGCCACCACCAGACUCAUGCCCCAGUGCCUCAGUCUCCAUGCAAAAGCCAGAGAGUGGAGAUGUGUUCAGUCCUGGGAGGAAGCCCGCUCUGUUGGAGGCGAUUUGAGGACUGCGGUUUGAACCAGGAACCUCGCUUCGAGACGUCGAGACUAGACAUCCCUCAUCUUCCUUCCUACUCAUGCCCCCCAUCUUCUUGGAGAUCAUUUUAUUUAUUCAAGAAAAAACAGCGCUAGCUCGGUCCCUGGAGCCUCCCCACAUUUGGAUACUUCUCUCGGCUCUGGUGGGCAGCCUGGAGCCCAGUGGUGGACAUAACUGAUCUGCUGGGGAGCUGGAAGAGGAGCAACUGCAGGCCCGGGGUGGGGGCAGGGGGGCCACAGGGGAAGGAGCUGUAGGGACCCAGGAUGGCGUCCAACAGUACGGCCUCUUCCUCUUGUCUGGACCCCACCGCAUUCAAGGUCACCGUCACCGUAGUCCUCAUCCUCCUCAUCCUCAUCACCAUCGCCGGCAAUGUGGUCGUCUGCCUGGCGGUGGGCUUGAACCGCCGGCUCCGCAGCCUGACCAACUGCUUCAUUGUGUCCCUGGCCAUUACUGACCUGCUCCUCGGCCUCCUGGUGCUGCCCUUCUCUGCCUUCUACCAGCUGUCCUGCCAGUGGAGCUUCGGCAAGGUCUUCUGCAACAUCUAUACCAGCCUGGAUGUCAUGCUCUGCACGGCCUCCAUCCUCAACCUCUUCAUGAUCAGCCUUGACAGGUACUGCGCCGUCACGGACCCCCUGCGCUACCCCGUGCUGGUCACCCCGGUCCGGGUCGCCAUCUCCCUGGUCUUAAUCUGGGUCAUCUCCAUCACCCUGUCCUUCCUGUCCAUCCACCUGGAAUGGAACAGCAGGCCUGAGAACCACACUGACGGUCACACCGUCCCCAAGUGCAAAGUCCAGGUCAACUUGGUGUACGGUCUGGUAGACGGGCUGGUCACCUUCUACCUGCCGCUGCUCGUCAUGUGCAUUACAUACUACCGCAUCUUCAGGAUCGCCCGGGAACAGGCCAGGAGGAUUCACAACGUCGGCCCGUGGAGGGCAGCCACGCUCAGGGAGCACAAAGCCACAGUGACGCUGGCUGCCGUCAUGGGGGCCUUCAUCGUCUGCUGGCUCCCCUACUUCACUGUGUUCGUUUACCGGGGGCUGCGAGGGGACAGCGCUGUCGACAAGACCGUGGAAGACGUGGUCCUGUGGCUGGGCUAUGCCAACUCGGCCCUGAACCCCAUGCUGUAUGCCGCGCUCAACAGAGACUUCCGCACGGCCUACCAGCAGCUCUUCCGCUGCAGCCCCGCCAGCCAGGACGCCCGCAGGACUUCUCUGGGGUCCAACAGCUCUCAGCUGGUGAGGCAUCCGGGCCGGGGACCCAGGUGGCCGGAAGAGAGGCCCCUGAGGCUCCAGGUGUGGAGUGGGACUGAGGUCACGGCCCCCCAGGGAGCCGCAGACAGGAAUCCAGCACGGUCCCGCACUGUGUGCUCCAGCAACCUUCUCAGCUGCUGCAAGAGCCUUUGGGCGCUUAGGUUCCUCCAGAGACACGAGGGAGGCCCCUGGGAGGAGCAGCCAGGGGCACCACUGUCGGAGGAACCGCCAACAGCACCCGCCCAGGAAUCGGGGAGGACGCUGCCCUCCUAGACGGUGUAGACCCGGCCCCAGGAUGCUGACGAUAACUGCUCCCCAGCACCAGGAUUUGACUCCCGGAGCCACUAAAGACCCCAAAGCCCCACAAACCACAGAGGACAUACCCCAGCUCCAGUCUGGGGACUCCCAGAGCACCCGGCAGGUGGGUGCUGGGGUCCUCUGGGCUGGAAUGGAGCUGGCCCGCCCUGCACUAGGACUUCCCUGGGUCCAGGUCUGCCGAAUGCCACGGGUUCAAAGCUCACGUUGGUGCUGGCCCUGAGUCACCAGCAGAGACGGCGGGACUUCUGAGGACCUGUGUGUGUGUGCAGAAACACGGGUACCGUGUGGGCACCACAGAGGGUGUUGCCAUCCCAGCGCUCUGCAGGAUGCAGGGAGGGAAGGGAAGGGAAGGACGUCGGUCUUCAGUGAACACCUUCUGUGUGCCUGGUACUUCCCCGGAGUCGGCUCACUUCGUCCUUAGUACGCGCGGCAGGGAUCUGGGGUAGAGACAGGCUCAGAGAAGUGUGGGGCCGCUCAGCUAGAAGGUGCGUCUCGCACGGGACACUUGAGAAUCGCUGUGGAAGGAGGGAACAAACAGACGAACAGGAGGAUGGAUAGAAAUCCAGGCCUCCAGCCCAUGCUCUUCAACGGGACCCUACCCUGCCUCUGCAGAGAGGCCUCGGUACUUCCUUGACUCAGCCGACCCUCCAGCAAGCCAGGCUCAGAUCUGGAGCCUGGGGGGGCGCCCUUCAUGCUGCAGUUCUGACUCUCUCUGGUGCUUUCCAUCAAGAAGGAGUGGCGUGGAGCAGAUUUGCUGGGGAAAACGUGAGGGGCAACAAGGAGGGUCAGGUUGGGGGAGGGGGACCCAACAGGCUCGAGUCAGGAAGUUGGCCCCGGUGCGCCCUCUGCUGGAGGCGGGGUGACCUGCGGCGGCCUCCUCCUUGGACCAGCCCCUUACUCACUCUGCCCCGGGGGGCACCGCUCCCCUUUCCUCCUUUCAGGGUUGUUGAAGAGACCCAAGGAGGUGGAGGAGAUGAGGGUGUCCAUGGGCUCCCCGCUCCCCUUUCCUCCUUUCAGGGUUGUUGAAGAGACCCAAGGAGGUGGAGGAGAUGAGGGUGUCCAUGGGCUCCCCGCAUGACCACUGCCCCUCCCUGAGCCUCCUCUUCCCCUGGUUGCAAGACCCCCUCCUGGGGUCCCCCUCCCCACCCACUCAUGCCUUUUCAGUCCCCCUCCCCAGUCUUCACACGUGGCCAUUGCCCAAGGCUCAGUCUUGAGCCUUUGUCCCUCACUGCCAUUCCUCAUUCUCUGUGGCCUCAUCAGCACUGCCGAAGCUACCAGGAAGCUUAGCUCGAAAAUUCCUCCAGGUUCCUGCUGGAAGCUCUCGCUGUUUCUCAGCCUCACCUGGAGCAUGUCCGCUUCUGCACCUUGACCUUUGCCCUGCAUCUGCUCCUGCCCCAGGGUCCCCCUCCUCAGACAGAAACCCUACCAUUGAUUUCAAAGGUCCGUCUUGACCCCACCCUCCUCUUGGCUCCUCAGGCUCCACGCUCUUCGAUGGACUUAGCUCCCACGUGUUUCCACCUGGUUCUCUCACCUGUCCAGCCCUCACUUGGUCCCGCUGCCAUCCCCUCCCUCAGGAAAAUGGGAAAGCUUCCCGCAUUCCCCACUGGCCCACCCCUCCCCGACCACUCCCUGUCCUCCAGCCAGAGAGGGCUGUGCAAAACGCAAAGGCGCGGAGAAAGCCAGCCCGCAGGCCCCGCGCGGUGGGCCCUGACGUGCCCUUCAGCCUCCUCCUUCCCCCGACCCUGGCUUCUACCUCUUCACCCCAGCCCCACCGGCGUUCUCCUUUGGGUUUAUUUAUCUCGCUGCUCCUUCCAGCUAGGCCUCGCACAGAGCUGUUUCCAUCACUUGAAAAGCUGCUCUUGUCCUUUCAGCCACGGGAUCUCAGCUGAAACAUCACUUUUCAGGGAGUCUUCCGGAGUCUUCCUUGACUGUCCCUAUUGGGUCUGGCCUCCCACCCACACCCCUGGAGCUGUCCUCGGAAGCCACGGGCAUGUCUGUCAUGCCUGUGUGGUCCCCUGACCCUUGCCUGUCAGUGACUCCUGCCUGUUUCUGUUGACCAUUGUCUGUCUAGCUCCUCGGAGACUGUUUGGCCCACCUAGUGGGAGCUUUAAGCAAUUUUUCUGCCAAUACACCUGAAGGCAUGAUUUGCCCCAGCGUUCCCCAGAGAUGCUCAAUCUAUUGGCUGGAUUCCUCUGGAAAUCUCAGAAUCCCUCUUUUGGAAAUUUUCCCAGGAAUCUGAGACAGGUGGGUUUCUCUGUUAUGGCCCAGGUAGAUGGAGCAUAAGACGGGUCUGGCUGAUUACAGACUUAGCUGGUCAGGGCUGAUGUCAGGGUGCCUACGUGCCACCUGCCAGUGCAGACCUUUCUCUGAGCUGCCCCACCCUCCUGGAGACCCCCUGCGUCCCCUGCUGGCUGCAGAAGUGGGGCGUGUGCUGCCCAGAGGAGAAGCAUCUGCACUGCGCCCCCAAAUCCACAUUUUGUGUUAUCAUGAUGUUCCAAUAAAGCUAUCAAAACAGA